GGUUGAUGGAGCGGGGCUUUCUGCACCCGGCAUGUGGAAUGCGAGGGCCGGCCGGGCCUGGACCUGGGCCGCAGCCCCAGGCUUUCCUCGCGCUAGAUGGACAGUGAAGCGCUUGCUCUCCGUGAGCAGCUCGGUCGAUGGGCGGCGGAUCCGGGCCGCGCCGCCAUGGAGGAUUCUCUUCUUCGGAACCGAUGCGUUUGCGCAACGGACGCUGCAGAAACUGCACGGGUGCAGGUAGCGGGCGCAGGUACCCGGGACGGGCGCGGGUAGCGGGAGCGGAUCAGGGGGUGAGGAAGAUCCACAGCUUCAUCUGUGUCGGAGAAAGAUCCUUGGAUGACGGAAAGCUGCUCAUAGAACAGCUGGAGGUUGUUACUUUGCCAACCACUAAAUCUGACAAGCUCCCUGUUCGAAAAUACGCUAAGCUGAAUCAAAUUUCAAUUCACAAUUGGCCUUGCCUCACAGAGUGCAAUCAAUUUGAUGUUGGAAUUAUUGUAUCGUUUGGUGCGCUGCUCAGUGAUGCCCUCAUUCAGCAAUUCCCAUAUGGAAUAUUGAACCUCCAUCCCAGUCUGCUUCCAAGGUGGAGAGGUCCUGCUCCAAUUUUUCACACACUGAUCCAUGGUGAUCGAAUGGCUGGUGUCACCAUCAUGCAGAUUCGACCAAAAAGGUUUGACGUUGGCCCCAUUCUAAUGCAGCAGGAGUGUCCUGUUCCUCCACGAUGCACGUCUGGUGAACUAGGAGUGAUACUGGCUGAAAAAGGUGCUGAAAUGCUCUUGUCAGUAUUGAAAAGUCUGCCAGAACAUAUAGAGAAUAAACGGGAACAAAGCAAAGAUGGAAUCACAUUUGCUCCCAAAAUCACUGUUGCUGACAGUUGGGUGAAUUGGGAGGAACAAACAGUGGAGGAGCUUGAUCGGUUAAACCGGGCAAUCGGGUCCAGGGUAUUGUUGCGGACACUGUGGAUGGGCAAGACCGUGAAGCUGAUGGAUUUAGUGGAUGUCGAAGAAAUUCCUGACUUCCAGGCAGCCACACAGGAACAGUUAAUCCCUGGAACUGCCCACUUCCAUAAGGAAUCGAACAUUCUUUUGAUACGCUGCAAGAAUGGCUGGACUGGCUUCAAGCGAGUGGUAUUGAAGAAGCUGCUCUCGGCUGCAGAUUUUUAUAAUGGAUACCUCCAUCCAUACUAUCAAAGGAGCCCAGCUGAUCAAAAUGUAGCCCAGUUUCAAACAUACACACCUAAAACAAGGAUCAAUAAAAUGUCAAAAUAAACUGGAUUGUGACUUGAUCAUAAAGAUGUAAGUGAUUCUGUAAUUUAAGUUCAAUUAUUUCACAUUA
Messenger RNA from Amblyraja radiata (thorny skate), 1329 nucleotides. RefSeq names its product mitochondrial methionyl-tRNA formyltransferase (gene mtfmt). The record is from RefSeq and is a predicted model, not a curated record. The transcript has 10 exons. The coding region runs from base 138 to 1262 and encodes 374 amino acids. Gene Ontology annotation, molecular function: methionyl-tRNA formyltransferase activity. NCBI's taxonomy places the organism in Eukaryota, Metazoa, Chordata, Chondrichthyes, Rajiformes, Rajidae. Gene Ontology annotation, biological process: biosynthetic process; conversion of methionyl-tRNA to N-formyl-methionyl-tRNA. Gene Ontology annotation, cellular component: mitochondrion.